Messenger RNA from Schistosoma turkestanicum, 1040 nucleotides. The record is from the annotation of a GenBank genome assembly. Lineage: Eukaryota; Metazoa; Platyhelminthes; Trematoda; Strigeidida; Schistosomatidae.
ACGAUGGCAUCACUUUCACUACUUGAGGGAUGAAAUUUAUCUGGGCUAGCACUAAAACCAAAUUCGAAAUUGUCUUAAUUUAAGCGCCUUUUGAAAAGCUUAUGAAAUUUCGAUGGGACGCACCAAUCUUUUUAUAAUGAUGUGACCUUCUAGUGCUCAGCCACCUACAUUGAUGGAUGAUGCUGCUAGGUCGUUCGCAACGUAUUUGUUUGUCUAUGAGAAAUGAUUUUCUGGAUGAUACCAAUUUUUUGGGCGAUUGCAUAUGUGUAUUUCUAUGUCAAGGCUAAAUAUGAUGAUCCAGAGAUGACUCGGGUUAUGAUUGUCUUAGGAUCUGGUAAUGCUUAUACCAUACUUUAUGUUAGGUGGACAUACUGCCGAAAUGCUUUCGUAUAUUCCUGUAAUAAGUCGUAAAUAUCAACCGCGUCUAUAUGUUGUUGCGGCUUCUGACUCCAUGAGUGAACAGAAGGUCAUGGAUUUAGAGAACAAGAGUGGUGUUGAGUUCAGCAUAAAGUACGUACGAAGAGCUCGAGAAGUAAAGCAGUCCUAUAUCAGUAGUGUCUUCAGUACCCUGAUGUCUUGCUUGUCCGCGUUCCCGAUCGUCACUUUUUUUCGGCCAAAAUUAAUUUUGUGCAAUGGUCCUGGGACAUGCAUCCCCAUAUGCUUCGUGGCCCUUUUACUCAAUAUACUGAGAAUUCAUUCAACUCUUAUAAUUUUUGUUGAAAGUAUUUGUCGUACCAAAACGUUGUCAUUAUCUGGGAAAAUUUUAUACUAUACUCGUUUGGUAGAUAUAAUUGUUCAGUGGCCAGAAUUGAAGACAAAAUAUCCAAGAUCAAUUUAUUUAGGACUUUUAUCGUAAACUGUUGCAUGAAAUGCUGCUGUGAUAUGAUUUGUAUUUGAAAAAUUUUUUUCUUUCUAUAUGUACAAUAUGUUUUUUAUUCUAUGUAAUGAUUGUUUGAGAUUUGAAACGAAUUUUAUGUUUGAAUAAAAUAAUUAUAACUUGAAUCGAAGAUGAAUAUUCAUUUUACACCUGAGAAUUAACU